UUUGCCAAUCAAAUGGACUGCACCAGAGAUUCUGCUAGGAGAGCUUGCUGGACUUUCCACCUUGAGUGACGUGUGGUCCUAUGGAAUCGUUCUGUAUGAGAUAGUUACCCUUGGAGGAAUUCCGUACGACAGAUGGUCAGAAGCCAUGGUGAUUGCAGAGGUCACAAAGGGAUAUCAGAUGCCAAAGCCCGAUCAUGUUGACAACAAACUGUAUGAUAUAAUGAAAAGGUGCUGGAAUCGAAACCCUGACUUCCGUCCUCCUUUUGAAAACCUGCGACAAAGAAUGGACAAAUACAUUCGUGAAGAGACAUAUUUGGAACUUCUUGACAUGGGCGCUUAUGACAAGGCAAAAUACUCCAGGGUUGAAGAUCUCGGAGAUGAAGAUGCAGAACCAAGUGAGGAAGUUGCAAAGAAGGUUGAAGAUCUCGGAGAUGAAGAUGCAGAACCAAGUGAGGAAGUUGCAAAGAAGGCCUCAGCUAAGGGAUUGGGAAGAAGUGCCAGUGACCGUCGUUAGGGUAAAUAAUCGUCACCUCUCGGUGCUAAACUAAGUGUAGGUUUGUGUUAGUUAAAUUUCUCUCAAUAUUAAUAUUAGAAGAAUAUGUGAAAGCUUUGUCCUUGAUUAACAAAAUGAUAAUAAUAAAAGCACAAAACCCAAUUAAUUAAUUCUUAAAGGAUGCCAAUAAUAAAUAAUUUAAUCGGUUUCAGAAUAACAAAAUUUGGAUAGAUAUGAAUUAAACUUCCGUAAUCGAUUAAAUCAGAAGAGAAACAAAGAAAGAAACAAAAAACAACGUACUUGAAAAACGGCUCGUUUAUGCCGAUAGCUGUACUUGGCGAGCUUUUCAUUGUUGUAUUGUGAAACCAUUUAGUAAAUUUGUUUGUAGCAGACGUAGUAAGAGAUCUCCUAACGGCGAUUUGAAAUUUGGUAAAAUUUUGUAGUUUGGUAAUGAAUUAGUCGUGUGGUAUUAACUAGCACUUAUCACUUGACGAAGUAUCUUCUUUAAAUUACAUAUUGCAUCACUUCUAGUGAUUUAUUUAACUUUCAAGUUACCUUUAUUUGAAAACAAGCGAGAGCAUUGUUAUUGACAUUUACCAUUUUGCUGCUAGUAUCAAAUGCUUUUGUCAUAAACGGAGAGAACCGUCUUAAUAGAGUGUGAGUUAAUUCAAAUUAUAAUUUUCUUAAGUGUUUUCGAUUCGUAUGAGAAAAUAAACGCCAUGUAAAGGGUUCAUACUGUGGUAGACGGAACAAUUUUGUUAUGUUAAAUGGAAUGCUUGUUUAAAAACCGGACGAAAUGAGAGCACGUAUGAGCGUUUAAUUUUGUACACUAUCCAAACACGAUAGACAAUGUAAGACACUCUAUUUAAUAUCUGCAAUAAAAAGACUAGAGGCUUA
Molecule: messenger RNA, 1390 nt
Organism: Pocillopora verrucosa
Lineage: Eukaryota; Metazoa; Cnidaria; Anthozoa; Scleractinia; Pocilloporidae
Source: RefSeq, a predicted model, not a curated record